Messenger RNA from Coffea eugenioides, 1317 nucleotides. Its product is annotated as stress-related protein. The record is from RefSeq and is a predicted model, not a curated record. NCBI's taxonomy places the organism in Eukaryota, Viridiplantae, Streptophyta, Magnoliopsida, Gentianales, Rubiaceae. The coding region runs from base 265 to 975 and encodes 236 amino acids. The transcript has 3 exons.
UGAAAACUCUCCAACAGGCGUCAACACGCCAAUCACCGCCAUACGUAGGAACUCUCCGGCCCUUUCCUUAGCCCACACAGCCCACAAAAUUCCACAUCGUAUGAAAGCCAAAACCUUCCGUUUCCUAGAGAUGCGCGCCUAAGUUUCCGCACCUAUAAAUUAUACUAUCAUCAACUUCCUCUGUUCAAAUCAAUUCAAAUCACAAGGAAGGCAAAAAGAUCCCUCAAAUUCUUCUCCAGAUCUACGAUUGGCAUCGUCUUUGUGAUGGCGGAAACUGAUCCCAAACCUCAAAACCAGAUGGAGGGUAGCGAGGAGCAGAGGUUGAAAUACUUGGAAUUCGUGCAAGCCGCUGUCCUCCAUCUGGUGCUUUGCGCUGCUAGCGUUUACACUUACGCGAAAGAUAAUUCGGGCCCGUUGAAGCCCGGCGUCCAGCGCGUUGAGGGCACCGUCAGAACUGUUGUUGGCCCGGUAUAUAAUAAGUUCCAUGAUGUGCCCUUUGCGCUCCUCAAGUUAGUUGAUCGCAAGGUCGAUGAAUCUGUGAGCAAGAUGGAGAACUAUGUACCUCCACUUUUAAAGAAGGCACCUGCUGCAGCUCGCACUGUUGCUUCUGAAGUUAAGAGUGCAGGUGUUAUGGAAACUGCUUCAGGACUUGCAAAGAAUGCAUAUGUCAAGUAUGAGCCAGCUGCGAGGGAGCUUUACACCAAAUAUGAGCCAGUGGCUGAGCAUUACGCUGUAUCUGCUUGGCGCUCUCUGAAUAAGCUUCCAUUGUUUCCUCAGGUGGCACAAGCUGUUGUCCCUGCUGCUGGUUAUUGUUCUGAGAAGUAUAACCAGACUGUUCAGCAGACAGCAGAGAAGGGUUACAAGGCUGCAUCUUAUCUACCAUUGGUACCCACCGAGAAGAUUGCUAAGAUAUUUACAACUGAAGAGGCGGAACCUAGGGUUGGUGGAGGAGAUUCUGCCGUUGAGGCACACUAAUGUUUCCGGUGUCUGUCUAGACUGCAUGCUACCUCUGCGUUAUAUCUAGAAGACAGUUAGGUUUGAGUGUAUUGAUAUUGGACGGUGUUCUUUAGUCUCAGGACCUUCGUGUGGACAUCGUGGUGUCUGGUAUUUUGUUUAGACAAAGCUGUUUUUUGUUGUUUGGAUUGAUGCUUUGUUAUUGUUAAAGACAAAGUUGUUGGGUUUAACUAGUGUCGAUCCAAUGUGCUGCAUUUUUUGUUUUGCUUGUUCUUUGGUACAGGCAUCAUAUCAGUGCAAUUGGAACCAUUGACAUGUUAUGUCAAUUUUGCAAAUAAUUUUAGCUUUGAACAGCUCGUAUUA